AUGGCGAAUGGGUGGCUCCCCUUGCAAAGACAACCAUGGCAACUGAGCAGUCGGCCGAAACGCAUGAGCUUCCUCAAAUCAGAAGGAAGACACCGUCGCAGCAGAAAAAAUUCGUUAACACCGUCAAAAAGAAGAAAUAUCGAGGACGAAGAGUGGUACCAUGGACUGCGCACUAGAGAUGAUGUUGCUCCAUUGUUACGGGAAACUGGAGAUUUUCUUGUUCGAGCUAGUCAAAGUGGCGAUUAUUACACGCUUGUCUUGAACGUGAAGAAUGGAUCUACAAUCGACAACUUGACCAUAAGUGUUGUUGGCGAUAAUUAUACUUUACAUUAUUUACUGGUCAGAGGGAAAGCCUUGAAGUUUGCUUCAGUAGGCGAUCUGAUCAAAUAUUACAAGCGGAAGGUUUUGGAACGUCGUGUGCCUCAAGAAGCGGGAGAACAAGACUUGGAUCCAAAACAUUCUAGCGGACCUUGA
Molecule: messenger RNA, 474 nt
Organism: Cylicocyclus nassatus
Lineage: Eukaryota; Metazoa; Nematoda; Chromadorea; Rhabditida; Strongylidae
Source: the annotation of a GenBank genome assembly